UUCUUUUAAAUUGAUUAAUACAAUCCUUUGUUGCGCAUCCGCUAUAUAAGUUGUAGUAAAAUCCAAUACAAGUUCCUCUUUACUUAGCCUGCACACAAUUUUAACAUCGCACGCCAACCAAAUCCACCGGAACCUCCAAGCACAACCCUUCACCGUCCCCUCAACGACGUCGUACUAGUCCCAACAUGUCUUACGACUAUCUCUUCAAGUAUAUCAUCAUCGGAGACACUGGUGUGGGAAAAUCGUGUUUGUUGUUGCAAUUCACUGACAAGAGGUUCCAGCCUGUUCAUGAUCUUACAAUCGGUGUCGAAUUUGGUGCUCGUAUGGUUAAUAUCGAGGGGAGGCCUAUUAAGCUUCAGAUUUGGGACACUGCUGGGCAAGAAUCCUUCCGAUCCAUCACUAGGUCGUACUACAGGGGAGCAGCAGGAGCGCUUCUGGUUUAUGAUAUAACCAGGCGAGAGACUUUCAAUCAUUUAGCAAGUUGGCUUGAAGAUGCUCGGCAACAUGCUAAUCCCAACAUGACAAUCAUGCUUAUAGGGAACAAGAGUGAUCUUGCUCAUCGAAGGGCUGUCAGUCGAGAGGAAGGAGAGCAAUUUGCCAAGGAAAAUGGACUUCUGUUCUUGGAGGCUUCUGCGAGAACAGCUCAGCAUGUUGAGGAGGCUUUCAUAAAGACUGCUGCAAGAAUACUUCAAAAGAUCGAGGAGGGAGUUUAUGAUGUUUCUAAUGAGUCAUCUGGUAUCAAGCUUGGAUAUCAACGAGGCCAAGGUGCCCCUGGGGCAAGAGAUGCUUCAGUUACGCGGAAUGCUGGAUGUUGUAAUUGAGAUGAUGUGACAACCUUUUGAAUAUAUCUCUAGUUUGAUUCUAUAGUUGCUUAUCUUGUGAUAUAAUGUUAUGAAGCAAGUGGAGUUUAGAACUCAAAAGAUCAGUUACUGUCCCUGUUAUCCUGUAUAUGUAGACUAGAACGUGUUGAUCAAUGAUACAUACUUCCUCUAUAUCCUUAA
Messenger RNA from Daucus carota subsp. sativus, 1001 nucleotides. Its product is annotated as ras-related protein RABB1b. Gene Ontology annotation, cellular component: endosome. The record is from RefSeq and is a predicted model, not a curated record. Gene Ontology annotation, molecular function: GTP binding; GTPase activity. The transcript is spliced from 6 exons. NCBI's taxonomy places the organism in Eukaryota, Viridiplantae, Streptophyta, Magnoliopsida, Apiales, Apiaceae. Bases 186 to 821 code for a protein of 211 amino acids. Gene Ontology annotation, biological process: vesicle-mediated transport; regulation of endocytosis.